This is a messenger RNA of Rana temporaria (common frog), 1134 nucleotides long. RefSeq lists its product as uncharacterized. The coding region runs from base 1 to 942 and encodes 313 amino acids. The record is from RefSeq and is a predicted model, not a curated record. The transcript has 2 exons. NCBI's taxonomy places the organism in Eukaryota, Metazoa, Chordata, Amphibia, Anura, Ranidae.
AUGGCAGACUUUCGUGGCGCUGCAUGGGAAGGCUUUAUGUUCAAAAUCCAGUCCAAUACAAAUAAUGCCGAUAUAACUAUCCCUGAGCUUGAUCGAGCAUUUUCUAGAUUACAACGACUUUUGGAAAAAAAGGUCAGAAUAUUUUGGCAUAAACAAUACUUUAUCAAAUAUGUUGAAAAUCAGAUCACCCCAUGGGGCCUGAGGAUACAAAUAUUCCCCAAUCUUAAAAAGGUAGAUGACGCCCUUAAACUUAGAUGGGAACAGAACUUACAGUCUUGUUCGUUCGAAAUGAUGAACAUCUUAUGCAACCAAUACGAAGCUGAAAUUGAGGAUCUUGAUGUUCAGGUUAAUGCCUGGUACAUUGAAUUGGUAUUGUCGAUAUCGAAUCCGCUGUUCAUUGCGAGGGAGAAAUCCCUUAAAGAACAUUUGGAAGAAUAUACCACUGACCUAAUUAAUUUUAAGGAGGGCAAAUACCUUAGAGAUAAGGCUGCAUAUGACAAUAAGUAUGCUUACAAAUGGAAUCAACCAACUUUCAACAAACCUACAGCCCAUCCGUCUACACGCAAUGUACCUGCUAAUCUGACUAACAUACCAAAUGUCACCUCUGCUUCCUCUACAGCAUCAAGUCAGUCAACUGUUUACCGAGAGAUGUCUCAUGAUCGUUUCCCACGGAAACGUAAAAAUGACCGAAAAUCUACAUCCUCAGAAUCUUUAUCACAAACCGGUCUCAACACCACUAAGCGUUUACCAACUAACUCUUCUAUUUUAGAUAACUUUCGUCCAUCUUCCUUAUCACGAAUCUUGCAUCCUGAUACCCCACAGGUGACGAAUGCUUCACUAGCGCACCCUCCGCGAGCUCCGGCACUUACGUCGCCUCUGUUAAUGACACCUCACACCACCCCGACGAGACGGAAUCCAAACUCUGAUCUCAACCACCCCUGAAGAAGCCUAACCAGGCGAAAUAUAUAGGGUUUACCAACCGGGUUGUGAUCUCUGCUACAGUAUUUAUGUCUGUUAUGGAAACCUUUUAACCUUGUUAUACUUGUUUAGGUUGUUUUGGUUUAUGAAUUGGACUCCGUUAGAGUCCAUGAUAUGUCCUACAACCUGACGCUAUUUUUUUAAAUAAACUAUUAA